Messenger RNA from Arachis stenosperma, 1694 nucleotides. RefSeq names its product large ribosomal RNA subunit accumulation protein YCED homolog 1, chloroplastic-like. The transcript is spliced from 4 exons. The coding region runs from base 558 to 1523 and encodes 321 amino acids. The record is from RefSeq and is a predicted model, not a curated record. Lineage: Eukaryota; Viridiplantae; Streptophyta; Magnoliopsida; Fabales; Fabaceae.
AAUGCCAGCAAGGGACAGAGAAAGAAAAUGGGUGGGGACACAAAGUCCAACAGAAAAUUGAGUGAUAAAAGUAAAACCCACAUGGUUAGUCACCCCUAUCUGAAGCCCAAAACCCUAACUUCCUCCUCAACGGUUCUGCCGCAGUGCCGCCGCUUCCGUGGCUUUCUCCUUCCCCCUUUCCGAACCCAACCCCUCUCUUGUUGGCUGUAGCUCGGCAGGUCGUCCCCAGCGUCCCUGACUUCUCUGUUCGAGGCUUGGAGCAGCUCGCCGUCGUGUCGCCACUCGCCGUCCGUCUCUCCGUCGAAGACGUGGGACCUAUUCAACCAAUAAUUUAUCGGUUGAAUUAGUGAACUAGUUCUGAACGGUUCGAUCACUGGUUCGGUUCUGACAAUUCACCCGGUUGUAAGUUUCCCCUUUUAUACCCAUUUGCAACAUUUAAUGCUAAUAAUUACUUUCACUUGUUGUCUAUCCUUCUUCUUUAUCAGAGUACAGUUCCUGUCAACUGUAGCUGCUUUACAUAAGCACAAAUAUUGUUUAUCAAUCAUUGGAACCUGAAAAUGUCACUUCUUAUCCCCUCGUCCUCUGUGGUCCCUUUACAAUUUUCUCAAUGGAAGACUUGUAAUGUAAACUCCCAGCAUAAAAUUGCAUAUGUUUACUUCACCCCUUUUUGGAAUAAACUGGUUUCAAAUAGUAAAACCAGACAUUUAUAUACAAACUGUAGAAUUGAACCAAAUGUGCUGCAUAAGUAUACUGCUAAGUGCAAGGGACUUGAUGAUUUUGAGUCAUUUAUUGAUGAGUCCAUGGAUUGGGAUGAUGACGAUGAAGUUGAAUCUACUGGGUCACCAUGGGAAGGUGCUGUUAUAUAUAAGAGAAACGCAUCAAUUUCACAUGUGGAGUACUGCACUACCUUGGAGAGUUUAGGUCUAGCAAAUCUUUCCACAGAUUUAUCGAAAAAUAGGGCUUCUGUCAUGGGAUUGCGGGUCACAAAAGCCGUGAAGGACUAUCCUAAUGGAACUCCUGUUCAGAUCUCAAUAGAUGUGAUUAGGAAGAAGAAAAAAUUGAGGCUUGAUGGGAUCAUAAAAACUGUCAUUGGUCUUCUUUGCAGUAGGUGUGGCAUGCCAUCUGCUGAGUGUAUAUUCUCCGAGUUCUCUCUUUUACUCACUGAAGAACCCAUUGAAGAACCAGAGACUAUUGAUCUGGGUGUUAUUUAUGGGGAAGACAUAUAUACAGCCUUUGGAAACAGUGGUGAGGAUGUCGAUGAGGACAAUGAUGCCCUAAUCGAUUUGGACGAUAGGCUGCAUUUUCCCCUGGAAGACAAAGAAAUCGACAUUUCAAAGAACAUAAGAGACAUGGUGCAUCUUGAGAUUACCAUGAAUUCAGUUUGUGAUCCUGGGUGCAAAGGCAUUUGCAUGAAAUGUGGCCAAAACUUAAACACCGACGAUUGUAAUUGUAACCAGGAGGAAGUGAAAGAUAAACAAGGCUUUGGCCCUCUUGGAAAUUUAAAAGAGCAGAUGCAGUUGUAACAUAUAUACAGGUUCAUUAGGCUGGACCAUGUACUAAUAUUUUUCAAAUAGAUAUUAAUGUGCUAGUCGGUACAGUGGUACACAACGAUAAAAGAGUAAUGAAUUUAAUUCUUAUACAGGCCAAAACUAAUUCUCACACAAUAUUCGACAUUAUUCUAAGCAUUUUUCUUU